Molecule: messenger RNA, 1231 nt
Organism: Brassica oleracea var. oleracea
Lineage: Eukaryota; Viridiplantae; Streptophyta; Magnoliopsida; Brassicales; Brassicaceae
Exons: 3
Coding region: 181-1035 (284 amino acids)
Biological process (GO): regulation of asymmetric cell division
Source: RefSeq, a predicted model, not a curated record
AAUAAAUCGAAGCCAAAUCCACACGAAGAUUAGAAAAAACAAUACUAUAAAUGCAUAUACAACCAAUUCCUUCCCUUGAGAAAGUUUCGAUAUUUUCAGAAUAGUUGUAAUUCUAAGUUUCAGAAGAAAGUGAGAAGAGACGAAGCUAUAUUAUCUUCAGGCAGCAACCAGGCAACCACUAUGAAUGAUCUACAAAGCAUAAGCGACAAAAUGUUUAUGGACAAGAAUGUAUCAGCAUGCGACUUACAAGAGAGCGUAGUUUGUAACUGCAAGGAGCCUACUCAAAUCGUCGUGAAAGAUAUAUGUGUCGAUGAGGGUGUGCCUAUGGUGCAGGAGAAGUUCUUAUUCAACAAGGAAGAAACUCUCAAAGUAAAUGGGAAUGUUUCCGAACCCAAGUCCUCAGAAGACAACAAGCCUGAAGAAUGUGUUGACACUAAAGAUGUUAUGGAGUUGGUUGUGACUGGAGAUGAAGUUGGUUGCGAGAAACCGCCACUUGAAAAUGUAGUAGCUGAAUCAGAAAGUGUCUCUAACAAGGCUUUGACCUUGAGAGAUAUUAUAUCAAUGGAGGAUUCCAAUAAACCUCUCAACAAUGUCAACACUAAUGAGCCUGAAGGAGACCUAGGCCGUGAUAUAGAACAGAGGAAAACAGUGGAGAAAAAAUCAGUUAGCUGGAGAUAUCUUCCCUCAGAAACGGUGGAACCAGAGAACCAACGGCUAAACAAUGUACUCGUAGAGGACUCUUAUGAUCAUCACCAUCUCUUCUCAAGUUAUGAGUUUGGUGCAAGAAGUUUCUCUGAAGCAGCAGAGUCAGGUUUAGCUCAUAUAACUUACUCUGGACCCAUCUCAAUCUCCGGAAGCCUCUCAGCUCGAUCUGAUGGAAGCACUGUCAGCGCAAACUCCUUCGCUUUCCCAGUAUUGCAACGUGAAUGGAACAGCAGUCCUGCAAGAAUGGUGAGAGCUAAGAAGAGACAGGAAAAAGGUUGGAGACAUUACUCUCUUAUCUGUUGUAGAUUCUGCAGAUCGAGGGUGCCUUGAUUUCAGUAAAUAUUGUUUUUGUUUUUGAGUUUUGAGGGUUUUUCCCCAAGUUUCAUGUGUUGCUUCAAACACAAGGCACAAACCCUAAGUUGCGGCAAACUCUUGAUUGUUAUUUCCUUAUGUUAUAUGGGCUUUUUUAAGUACCAAGGCCCAUUUGUUUGCAACUUGUUAAGGAAACUGUAUACAAUCUUGUCGU